Messenger RNA from Necator americanus (New World hookworm), 876 nucleotides. RefSeq lists its product as uncharacterized. Bases 1 to 876 code for a protein of 291 amino acids. The record is from RefSeq and is a predicted model, not a curated record. Lineage: Eukaryota; Metazoa; Nematoda; Chromadorea; Rhabditida; Ancylostomatidae. The transcript has 8 exons.
AUGGACCUGGAGAAGUUCUACAGAGAAGAUCAUACCUUCUACAAGGUCAUUAUUGGUGAUUUCAACGCCAAAAAACUCUCCUCUCUACGCUGGACGUGGGAGUCACCCGAUGGAGAGUAUCAUAAUGAAAUUGACUACAUCAUCGUCAGUAAAAGGUUUUGCCUGACGGAUGUCGCUGUUGUACCAAGGUUCCUCACGAGAAAAGAUGCCACUGUGCAACACUUGCGCGCAAUCGGGACAAAUGGAAGUAUUGCUGGUGCCCGCUCAAGCAAGUCGAUGAACGAUGAACAAGGAGCACAGGAGAUCCAAGAAGAGUUGCUAUCAGAAUCCCGAAACCAAGGUGACGAGAAGACAUCAGUGAGAAGGAAGAGAUUAUUCGCUCUUGUGGGCCUACGACGGAAAGAAUCGCAACGAAUCCCAGUACGAGAAGUAGAACCUCCACGACUUAGCGAUACAACGCAUGCACAUUGUGAAAUAGUCGACGUUCGAGAACUUCAGCACAAAAUUAAAAUUCGUCAAAAGCAGUUGCGAACGAUUUCCGAUUGGUUGUGUCGUGCGAGCGUUGUGGCAGUAAUAUUGUCCUUGACUAUAACUGUUUUAGAAUGUUAUGCUGCUCAUCUCGAAAACAUUGUGCAGAAAGCAGCUGCCCUACAGAUUAGCAAACAGUGGAAGUCGCAGUGUGGGCGCAGAAAAUUGCAAAGAAUUGUAUACGGCAACACUUACGAGGAGACCGACUGCCAAAUUCCGUCCAUCUCAACUGCUGAUUGGUCAGCUUGGUCCAUCUGCGUUAGAGGAAAGAAGACCAGGUGGAAAAUAAUGGAAAGGAACAAACGAUAUGUGUUCGAUAUUGCAUACCACGAAAGUCGGAAGUGUUAG